AUGUCCCAAUUGACACACGAAUCGACCAUCCUCAUCAUCGGCGGAGGUACAUGGGGUUGCAGCACUGCUCUCCAGCUAGCUCGUCGCGGAUACAAAAAUAUCACGGUGCUGGACUCGAAUUCGAUUCCCUCAUCAAUAUCUGCUGGCAACGAUGUAAACAAGAUCAUGGAAGAGGGUUUCCCAUCACCAACAGACUCUGAUGAAGAGUAUGUCUGGAACCGCAUGCACCAGCUCGCUACCCAAGCAUGGAAGACAGAUCCAGUAUUCCAAAGCUAUUACCACCCGACUGGAUUCAUCAUGGCUGCAUCUCAGGAUCUUGCCCAUCACCACGUCGAUCCGUUUAUGCUAUCAUGCAAGUACAAAUUGCGGCCUUUGUCAUCGGCUGCAGAUUUUCGAAGUACUAUGCCAGACGGUGUUUUGACAGGGUCAUUUCCCGGGUGGAAAGGUGCUUUCCAAGAGAAUGGUGCCGGCUGGGUGUUUGCUCGUGGAGCCAUAGAAUCUGCCCACAGCGAGGCUUCGCGACUCGGUGUCCGAUUUUGCACUGGGGAAACUAAUGGGAGAGUACUUCGUCUCCUACACACGUCUGCGUCGACUGAUGUGGUUGGUGCGGAGACUGCUGAUGGGCGACAACACCUUGCCGAUCAAACGAUUCUAUGUGCUGGCGCAAAUAGCGACCAAUUUUUUGAUUUUGAGAGACAACUUCGACCAACAGCUUGGACCUUGGCUCACAUCCAGAUGACCCCGGAAGAGCGAGAUUUAUGGAAGAACCUCCCUGUCUUGUUCAAUGAGCCGGACGUGCUUAAGGGAGAGUUAAAAUUUGUUGAUGAGCACCCAGGCUACUGCAACUUUGUCCAAGACGCUGAAACAGGCGAUGAAAAAUCAGUCCCUUUCGCUAGGACGCAAAUCCCCAUUCAAUCUGAAAAGAAAGCGCGUGAAUUUCUGCGAGAGACUGUACCUCAUAUCGCGGAGAGACCCUUUUCGUUUGCUCGUAUCUGUUGGGAUUCAGACACACCCGACAGGCAAUUUCUAAUCGAUCGACCACCUAAGUGCAACUCGCUUAUUGUUGCAGUGGGUGGUUCUGGAAUGGGGUUUAUGAUGAUGCCUGCUGUGGGAAUCGCAAUUGCUGAUGUCUUAGAGGGAGUGCUUGAGCCUAAACUCAAAUAUGGGUUUAGAUGGCGGCCGGAGACAGCGGAUAAGUUGGAGGCUCUUCGGAGUCUCAACGCAUUCAAGGACUUUCUAUCUUCAAUACAUCAGGCAGAGGUAGAAGCCGACAAGGAAAAAAAGUACCAAAUCCUCAAGACAUAUUGCGACACGCAGAUCCCCAAAAUCGAAGAUGGGGCGUGUCUAUCAGAUCUCCUACAGACUUGGAAUUUUGCGGAGAGUUCUAAUCAUGAGAAUAUCCUUGUGAUUGUGCCGUCAGUACUCGCACAACUUCUCAAAGUUAUUUCCACCAGACUCGAAUUCAGAGAAUUUGGCGUUAGCCUGUGCAAGACUAUGAUGCAAAAGGAACAGCUACGCUUGAUAAAUCACAGCUUUUCAGCACCGAAGGUGAAAGAACAUCUGAUCAGCCCCUGCAUCCGUCUACUCACCGAAGUCGUGAGUUUUGAUGGCGGCGCAGUUGCUCGAUUGGUCUAUCUGAACCGAGAUACGACUUAUAAGCGACUUGAGCAUUUUCUUCAGCCGCCCAAAGGACAAUUGGAGGCAAUCUCAAGUACAAGCAAGAAGUCAACCCUUCGUAGAAAUGCGCAGCGUUAUGUGUUGGCCAAUAUACUAUUUCUUCAGGGUCCGGCAAAAGUGGAUUUUAUCGAGCAACAUAAAGUCAUUAGAGCCCUUUUGGAGUUCAUUCGACGUGAUCCACGAGACCUUGUUGUUGAUAUUUUGAAGACGAUCGAUCGAGAUAUUGCGCAUGACAGCUCUCUACCACGCGUUACGAAAUCGAGGUUCUUCAACAGGUGGAAUUUGGAGCGACUGGUCACUUUAUAUGGUUAUGACAAGGACAAUGAGGAGGAGGAACUGUCAGAAAUAUCAAUUCCGGCUGAGAUACACAAGAUGCUGUUGCAAAUCUGCAUUGUUCCUGAGAUGGGUGUUCUCUUGCCGCAAAAUGGAUGGUAUCCGCCAUCGAGUGAUUCUCGUGAACUCACUCAGGAUGAGGAGUAUAUCGAUCUGGGACUUGAUGCUCCUUUCUAUCAGGAUAGAUACAAGGAAAGUGUUCCCGUACGAAACAGUACAUUGUCUUCUCUUGCCCAGGUCCUCCGUCCAGAAUCAGAUACACUUCAGACCGAGCUCCUACUGGAGAUCUUCAAAGCUGCUCCCGAACUUGUGGCAGAUUUCUUCACCAAACGAACGAUGUUCACUGCUGAGCCGAAGUCAAAUCCUACCUGGCUCGGUGAAUCAGCCUUCUUGUUCUCGACUGUUCAGAUUCCUGUUCCCAAAGACUUUGGUGGAAAGGAGCAGAGAAUCGAAAUGCCUCCUCCUGUCUCAAUAGCUAUUGAGAACGUAAUGCCUCGUCCACUUAAUGGCAAGUUGACAAGGUGCUUCACUCAGACUAGCGAUCCGAUUGUGACAUUAUUCGCUGUCCGCAUUUUGACAGCUGCCCUGCAUAAACUCCAGAUUGUUCUGAAGGGAUUUCAACGCAGCCAUGGCCGUCAUCAAUCUUUGUGGGAACAAGCUGCGUCAAAACUGACUAUGGAGUUCGUUGAGCGAUGUCCUUCCAUGAGGGAUGUUAUCCUCACAUUCAAACGGACGGCAUCUGAGGACAUUCAACAACAGGCCGCUGUGAUGGAGUUAAUUGCUGCGUACCAUGAUGUGAUUCCGACGGUUGCUAGUGAGGAGAAUUUCGAUGUAACUCUCGUCAUGGUGAAGGUUCUGGAACAGUUGGACGAUUCUAGUCUUUCUGAAGAUGAUUCGGAAGCGGCCUUGGGGCUUUUGCAGAACACGCUCCAUAUCGCUCAUCGUUCUGCGUCGAUGCGUUGGUGGCAGCAACCAGCGUCCUUUCCAUAUUCGGCUUUCACGUGUAUUCUGAAGGUAGCACUUAAGACAGAUAACGAGUCAUCCACCAAGGUACUUCUUGAUUUGUUGAGUAAUGUUUUGACCGAGCAAGCGAUAUUAUCAAGCUCAAGAGCGCCCUUUGAUGCUCUGAUCGCUAGUCUCAAGGGAUCUGAGCCGGCAGAAUUGGCUGUCCAGCUGCAGUUUUUGGAUAAUUGUCUAUGCCGCAUUGCAAAAAAAGCCGUUCAUUACCAAGAUCUUGCAGCUAAGCUGCUUGAGGACGACAGCAACCCGUUAAGUCUUCUCGUUGUUGCUGCCUUAGAGCAAUGGCCUUUUGUUCUCAAAUCCAAGGAGGCAGAGAAAGAGCAAUCGGUAGCGCGUUGGAUCGCUGCUUUGAUCAAACAAUUGAAGGUUGCUGGUGAGGAUAAGAAGGCUCUCAAGAACGUGCGCAAUAGUCUGUCUGAGCUGUCGGACGCAAAACAUACAAAGGCUAUCUUCAAAAAAGCGCUCAAAGGUAGUGACGAGAAGGAAGAUGUGGACGAGGACCAUGAGAUGGAGGAUGCCCAACCUGCCAAUGGACCAGAACCAAGUGUGUCAAGCGACUCCGCAUUAGGGCUUUUGGACAUAUUCGGCUCUAUACCACGUGAAAGUAAAGACCACACCGGAUUGUACAAAUGGGAAAAGGAAGAGGUAGAUGUUGCGAUUGAGCAAGGCCGAGUCAGCGAUCUCUUACUAUGCUUGUGUUCUGAGCACGAAGAGAUUCGGCGUCAGGCUUUUGCAGCUCUAUCUCGUCUGAUGAUCAAAUUAAAGGACUCAAAAUAUACUGAGUGGAGAGCCGUUUAUCUUAUUUUAGGCGAAGUACGUGAGACGGUUAACCAGCUAGGUUUCGAGACUCGUCUACCUUCCAUUGCUGGACAAUGCGCCGUUGCCUGUUUGAUGGUUCUUCASGAGCCAUUGAACAAAAUGUAUGGAAAGGUCAACCGAUAUCUUCAGAGACGACCAUGGUGGGAAGUGGAGAAAAUCCCAUCCUAUUGGAUCGACCGGAUUUUGCUGCAUCAGCCCGAGGAUGAUGAAGGACAUUACGAUGAGGUGAACUGGCUGUUGGAUAUGCUAGUGAACGGUCUUCAAACACCAGAGGACCUCAAUAUCUACCGCCGCGCAAACGUAUUCGAGCACAUCCUCUCCAUCUACAAUGCGCCUUCCUCCAACGCAGCAAUGAAGAAGAAAAUCCUUCAUCUCCUUUUUAGGGCUACACAGGUCGGCGGUGGCACAACGCUGAUUACCCGCGCUGCAGCGCUCAGUUGGAUACAAAGCUGUGUUGCUAAUUCUGAUAUCUACGCAACGCUCUUGAGAGAAUUGGCGCAGGCGAUUUAUGAGUCGAGUGAUGGUGAGAAAGUGGGUAGUUGGAGUGGUCAUUCGAUAUCCGGGACAGUUGAGGCUUUUGGCCAGAUAGACAACUAG
Molecule: messenger RNA, 4446 nt
Organism: Talaromyces amestolkiae
Lineage: Eukaryota; Fungi; Ascomycota; Eurotiomycetes; Eurotiales; Trichocomaceae
Exons: 8
Coding region: 1-4446 (1481 amino acids)
Biological process (GO): maturation of 5.8S rRNA from tricistronic rRNA transcript (SSU-rRNA, 5.8S rRNA, LSU-rRNA); maturation of LSU-rRNA from tricistronic rRNA transcript (SSU-rRNA, 5.8S rRNA, LSU-rRNA)
Cellular component (GO): nucleolus
Molecular function (GO): oxidoreductase activity
Source: RefSeq, a predicted model, not a curated record